Messenger RNA from Pectinophora gossypiella (pink bollworm), 2553 nucleotides. RefSeq names its product innexin inx1-like. The transcript is spliced from 8 exons. The record is from RefSeq and is a predicted model, not a curated record. NCBI's taxonomy places the organism in Eukaryota, Metazoa, Arthropoda, Insecta, Lepidoptera, Gelechiidae. Gene Ontology annotation, molecular function: gap junction channel activity. The coding region runs from base 284 to 1582 and encodes 432 amino acids. Gene Ontology annotation, cellular component: gap junction; plasma membrane.
GUGAAACAAUAAUAUAUUUCGUAACACCAUGACAUGACCAUGUAAUGUCUGCGCAAAAUUGAUAAAGCCGUGCGUAAGUCUCAUUUUUCAUUCACAACUUAGGUAUAUCCUUAAACCUACUCAGUAAACACAACACCAGGAAAAAUUCCGUCCUAACUAUACAUGGUUAAUUCAUUUAUUAACAUAACUUCGCGUGGAAAGGAUGUGAUAUCCGUUAAUUUACUAUCAAAACUCAACUUAUAAUUUUAAUACAAAGCAAAUUGAGUUGUAAUUAGAAAGUAAAAUGAUGUUUUCUGCGUUGAAGCCUAUAAAGAAGCGUUUGUGCAAGUAUUUGAAGUACCAGGAGAUUCAGACGGAUAACUUUUUGUUUCGUUUACACUGCGUGUUGACUGGGGUGGCGCUAGUGACUGCGUCUAUCAUCCUGACGUCUACACAGCUGGUGGGAAGCCCUAUAGAAUGCCUCACGAGUGGUCGGGAAGCGUGGCACAACGCCAUUAACACUUACUGCUGGGUGAAAUCUACGUUUUUGAUGCCUGAAGGACCUGCCAGGUAUAUGAACCAACCCAAGCUUAAGUCGGGAGCGGUAUCACACAGUGUCAACACAGGACUAGGCUUCUUGUUAUCAACACUGACGCAGGAAAUCCAAAACGAAUUUGGAAAGAAAAACAAAAAUGGCAGGGCGCUCCAAGUUGGUGAGCGAGUGGCGUACCCCGGCGUGAUGAAUGAGUUCGACGCCACAGCUGGCCCGCCGAAACAUUACACCUACUACCAGUGGGUGUGCUUCGUACUGUUCCUGCAGGCGAUAUUGUGUUACCUCCCGAAGGUGAUUUGGGACAUGUGUGAGGGGGGGCUGGUAGCGAGGCUGGCGUCGGGCAUGCACGGCCUGUGCGGCUCUGAGGAGCGGGAGAAGAAGAUUGAUGCCAUCAUCGGGUACUUCGUCAGAUAUCGGCGGAAACACAAGACGUACGCCCUGAUACAAUGGGGCUGCGAGGCGCUGUGCCUUGUCAACGUGCUGGCUCAGAUGUGGCUGAUGGACAUCUUCCUCGGAGGAGAAUUCAUCAGCUUCGGCUCCAAGAUCUUCGAGCAGACACACCAGCCGCAGCAUGAGAGAUUCGACCCGUUGAUCUACAUUUUCCCGCGCAUGACGAAGUGCACGUUUUACUACUACGGGCCUUCAGGCACGGUCGCCAACCUGGACAGCCUCUGCGUUCUGCCACUCAACGUUAUCAACGAGAAGGUCUGCGUCGGCCUUUGGUUCUGGUACAUCAUCCUGGGGUACCUGUUGGGUACCUUGAUCAUCUAUAGAGUAACCAUGGCUGCGUUCCCGGCGGUGCGGCCGCGCCUGCUGGCGGCUAAGUCGCGCACGCACCUGGACAAUGAUGCUGCAGUCGUGAUAUCACGGUUGGACUUCGGCGACUGGUGGAUGUUCUACGUGCUGGCUAAGAACAUGAGCCCUAUUGUGUUCAGGGAAUUCAUUAAUGAAUAUUCGAAGCGCACUCUUAAGCAGUCACUGUACCCGAGUGAACCACAGACCAAGGAACCAUUACAGGCUGAACCGUUACUAAACAAGAUUCCUUUAUAAAUACCACAUUAAAUACAGAGUAACAGAACAGGGCGCUUAAAGUACAAUAAAUCUGUAAUUUAUUUCAUUUUGAAACCUAUGUUAUUCCAGUUUUAUGCAUUUAUAUAAAGUACUUAUAAGUUUAUUAGAAAAGUCUAAGUAUCUGUGUUUAAGUUAAUAAUCACAUUUUUUUUUAAUUUUUCUUAAGUAGGUAUGUAGGGCCUGCGAAGGAACUUAUUAACUUCUUACUUAUAAGAUAAAAUUGAAUAGGAGAGGAGAUAAUUCUAAGUAUCCAUUGUUUACUUAUUUAUCGCAGAAAUACUGAAAAUUUACAUACUUCCCUAUGAGGUCAUCUGUUUUGAAUACUAAGUAGGUACUAAUAUCGUCACUGGAAAGGCAAAAAAUUAAGUAAGCGCCAAAAGGCCAUUUUGAGAAAAAUCCAUUUAAAAUCUUUUUCGUCUUUUUAUCAUAACUUUUUAUCCAUUUAUCAAAUUUAGAUGACAUCAACGGAAUAGUACGUUAUUUUUUUAUUUUCAAUGUCUAGCAAUACAUAAUUAUAACAUGGAUUGCUAAUUGAUUGGAUGGGUAAGCCGACAUGACGUCACAUUUUAAUUUAGGUAUAAGUUUCUGUGUUCGUUUUCCAUGUUUCUAUAUAGAAAAUAUUUCGUGUGUGCGUUGACUUCUGAUGUGAUGUCAUUAUAAUGUAUAUAUAUUAUAUGUAAUCCGUGUCUGUGGUGUCCUAAAUAAUAAAUGUUUCUUUCUUUCUUUCUUUCUUAAUUUAGGAUAUUUUGGCGUUUACGUAAUUUUACUUUUCCAGUGACGAUAUAAUCUGAUGUUUAUUUAUUGCAGAAAUACAGAUAAAUCAAAUCUAUGAAUCGACUAUAUGCCAAUGAGGGUCUUUCCAGGCUACGUCUCCCAAAACAUGUAGAUGGCGUUGUACAGAUUUAACUUGAUAAUUACCUAUUUUCUCAUUGCUCGGGUACAUACAGGGU